This is a messenger RNA of Penicillium canariense, 1842 nucleotides long. RefSeq names its product General amino acid permease AGP2. NCBI's taxonomy places the organism in Eukaryota, Fungi, Ascomycota, Eurotiomycetes, Eurotiales, Aspergillaceae. Gene Ontology annotation, biological process: amino acid transmembrane transport. The coding region runs from base 1 to 1842 and encodes 613 amino acids. Gene Ontology annotation, molecular function: amino acid transmembrane transporter activity. The transcript has 6 exons. Gene Ontology annotation, cellular component: membrane. The record is from RefSeq and is a predicted model, not a curated record.
AUGCGACAAGCAACCCGCUCCAGAUUCACGACAGACCCUUUAUUCGUUCGGCUGUUCGACGUGACAACAAGACCAAAGGACCACAGGAUGGCUUUCUUAACCAGCAAAGACAAGGGGACGACCACCGGUGUCUUGGACACUCUGGGUCUGAAGUCGGAGGGUCCCCAUGAUGUCCAGGAGGGCAUGAUGGCAGACAAUGCCGACAAUCUCCAGCGUCAUCUGGGGAACCGGCAGAUCCAGCUGAUUGCCAUUGGUGGUUCGAUCGGGACGGCGCUCUUUGUGAGUAUUGGAUCAGGCCUGUACCAUGGUGGGCCUGGCAGCUUGUUCCUGGCGUUUACCAUCCAAAGUAUCUUUUUGGCCAUGAUCAAUAACUGCAUCGCCGAGAUGACCACAGCUUUCCCGGUCAGUGGUGGCUUUAUCCGCUUGGCUGGUAAAUGGGUGGAUGAUGCGCUCGGCUUCAUGGUCGGCUGGAACUUCUUCUUCUACGAGGCUUUGUUAAUUCCAUUUGAAAUCUCGGCAUUUACUCUGGUACUCUCGUUUUGGAGUGAAAAGGUCACCGAGCCCGGACCCGUCGCGGGUGUCUGCGCUGGAAUUAUUUUGUGCUAUGCAUUCUUGAACAUUUUGGCGGUCCGAGCCUAUGGUGAAGCGGAAUUUUGGCUCUCCGGCGGCAAGGUUAUCUUGAUCUUCUCCCUGUUCUUCUUCACCUUCAUCACCAUGGUCGGUGGCAACCCGCAACAUGAUGCCUAUGGAUUCCGCUUCUGGAAUAAUCCCGGCUCCUUCAUGGAAUAUCUAGACACCGGAUCGCUGGGCCGCUUUGAAGGAUUCUUGGGAUCUCUGUGGUCCGCGUGCUUUGCUGUGGUCGGUCCCGAGUAUAUCUCGAUGGUCGCCGCGGAAGCGAGGCGCCCUCGCAUCUAUAUCAAGAACGCCUUCAAGACGGUUUACGCCCGAUUUGGAAUCUUCUUUAUCGGCGGCGCUUUGGCGGUGGGCAUCGUCUGCUCUUCUCGGGACCCGGCCUUGACGAAAGUGGUCAAUGGGGAGACUGGUGGCUCCUCUGCUGCAGCCUCGCCGUAUGUGAUUGGCAUGCGCAACAUGGGAAUUGCAGUUUUCCCGUCCAUUGUCAACGCACUUCUCCUGACUUCGAUCUUUUCCGCCGGUAAUACCUACACCUACUGCGCCAUUCGUACCCUGUACGGCCUGGCACUCGAAGGAAGAGCGCCGAGGAUCCUCACGUACACCACCCGCAAGGGCGUGCCCAUCUACUGUUUCAUCAUCGUGAUGAUCUUCCCGCUUCUCUCUUUCUUGCAGGUUUCGAACAGUUCUGCCAUCGUGAUCACCUGGUUUGCAAACCUCGUCACGGCUGGAGGCCUGAUCAACUAUAUCACGAUCUCGCUGACAUAUAUCUUUUUCCAUCGCGCAUGCAAGGCACAGGGCAUUGAUCGGAGAUCCUUCUCGUAUUUCGGACGGUUACAGCCAUUUUGCGCAUAUGCCGCGUUUAUCUGGAUGGUUCUUGUCACCAUCCUGUACGGAUAUCCUUCGUACAAGCCAUGGAACGUAUCGACUUUCUGGUCGGACUAUACGAUGCAAAUUGUGAUCCCGCCUCUCUUCCUUAUCUGGAAGGUUAUCAAGCGGACGAAGUUUGUCAGGGCUCAUGAAGCGGACCUCGUGUGGGAGCGACCGCUUAUCGAUGCGUACGAGGCCAGCUUUACUGACCCCCCUGUCGGCUUCUGGAGAGAAGUGGGCCAGGUAUUUGGCUUCAGGCGAAUCAAGGGUGGGAAUGACAAGCGCCGCACUUCCGUUAUCAACCCUUCCUCGAAUGGCGUUGAAGAAGGGGUUAUGGCAUGA